CCUCUGUGUUCGAUUAUGUUGUAGAACAUUUUUAAAUUUUUAGCUAUUUUACACUUAUCUUUUAACUGGUUUUUAACAUGUUUAGAGGUAUGCCUCCGACAACUCUGAACAACCCAAGCGUCCAAGUUCCAUCAAAUUCAUCAUCCACAGUCUUCGAACCCACCAACUCAAUAGAAUCCGAGGAUAACCGACCACAACCUGCAGAAUUUGCAGGUUUCGUUGAACCUACUCUACAAAGGCCUGAAGAAGUUCUCAUUUCAGCAGCAAAUUAUAGAGACAAUGCAAACACAAGUAUGGAAUGUUCAGAAAUUGAAUUAUCACGAAUUCAAGCUUCCGAGAAUAGAAACGAUGAAUCCUCUAGUCAGGAAGAAGCUCGAACAUCUUCCGGAUCUAGCGAAGGACCUCCACGUGCUAAAAGACGAUGUACUGAAGGAAAAGACUCUUGGAAUACAAAGAAAAGUUCCCCAAAUGUGCCUGAUGUGGGAAUUUAUGGAAAUAAAUUAUUGGAUUUGAAAUCCAAAGAGAAGGAAUCUAGUUGUUGGGAAAAGUUCACUAAACCUUCGACGCAAGAGAGGCAAAAACAGAUAGAUAUUAGUGUUCCUAAAGCCGGUACUCCAGUGACAUCGAAUAUGAUCAAACAGGCUGGUCCUUAUUUACUUGGUCCUUUGAUUGGGACAUCUCCAGUAAAAAGUAUAGUGCAAUGUUUAGCUAGGCGGAUGGGGGCUGACAAAUUUUAUACUAUUAAGAUUUUGACUUUGAAAGACGAAUCAGAAAAUGAAACUCAGGAUGAUCGGCAAGGGAAAAUGUUGUUGCAUGCAGAAUUUUCUCUUUUGAGUUUACUCCAGAAUCAAGAUGGUGUUGUACAUCAUCAUGGAUUUUUCAAAGAUUGUGCUAUGGAAGAAAAAAGUUCCCCGCUUGGAAAUAUUUACACAGGAAAACUAAAACGGCGACUAUGCCUUGUCCUCGAUUGCUUAACGUCUCACGAUUUUAAUCCAAGGAACGAUGAACUACUCAACUUGCAGCAUCACGUCAUAAGAGAGAAGAAAUUAUCCGAGAAGGAAACUCUUUUGAUUUUCUACGAUACUGUCAGGAUCGUAGCCUGUUUGCACAAGAGAAACAUCGUUCACAGAGACCUUAAACUCGGAAAUCUGGUCAUAAACCGCAAAACCAGAAAGGUAACAAUCACGAAUUUUUGUCUUGGAAAACAUCUUGCAAGUGAAAAUGAUCAUUUGAAAGAUCAGAGAGGUUCGCCAGCGUAUAUUUCUCCGGAUGUCUUGUGUGGGAAACCAUACUUGGGAAAACCUUCGGAUAUGUGGGCAUUGGGUGUAGUACUUUUUACUAUGCUUUUUGGACAAUUUCCUUUUUAUGACAGUAGCCCAACACAAUUAUUUAUCAAGAUAAAGGCUGCCAAUUAUCACAUUCCAAACGAUGGACGAGUUUCGGAUGGAACAUUAUCACUAAUUAGAAGCUUGUUGGUUUUGCAACCAAGUAAACGCUUAACAGCAAUUCAAGUCUUGAAUUCUCUCGACACAAUAAUUGCGACAUUUAAGGUUCCUAUAGUAGUCGGUGAGGAAGAUCAGGUGGUCCCUGAAAUGACUGAAUCCCAGGAAGAAACGGAAGAUAAGAAAGAAGAGAAGAAGGAAAGCGAAGACGAAAGUGAAAACUCGUUAUCGGACUUUUCGAGACAUAUUACACUUCAGGAAAAAAUGCAUCAAAUGAUCAAGCAGCCAAGUCCCAUUUUACCACGACCUAGACCUUAUGGUCAAAUUCCAGUUUAUAGGAUAGACUCUGAUGCUCGAGAGCUGACUCAAGCUGAAUUAAAUAAAUACAAACAUCUUAUACCUAGAGAUAAUCCAAGACAACAUUCUUCGAAUAGAGGAGAAGGAACUUCGCUACUGGGGAGAGGAAGUUCUAGUAGAAGUAGAUCAUCAAAUCAUCAGGCCGGUAGUCAGCAAGAUCAAAGAAGGGACUCUAAUAACCUAGAGCAUAGUUCAACUAAUUCUAAUUUAGCGACCAAUAAUGUUCAGCAACCUCAAAACUUACUUAGUACUUCUAUAGGUUUAUUAAAUGCCACGAAUAGAUCCUUGAUAUCGAAUUCUGUAAAUAAUUCGCGAUCAAGACACGAAACUAAUUCAACUAAUGCCUCGGCGUCUUCUACAAGAUCAACGGGGGAUUUAAUUAAUAGAUCGCAAUUAAUGAGACGGAGACUCUCUCAGAGUCAGAACGCUCUGUCGAGGGAAAUUUCCUCAAUUAUGAAUACUCGACAGAGACUCGCAUCACAAAAUGGCACUCUUUCUAGUAGCCAAUCCUCGCUCUCGGAAAUGCAGGAUCGAACUCUCCAGGUAUCCGAUGACCAGAUUCGUCUUCGCCAAGGAAACAGAAGUCAGAGUCAGGCGACCAGAAAUGGGGAACCACGUAUCAGACAAUCAACUUCUCGUUCCUUAUCCACAUCCCCUUCAUUGUUCGCCACGAACACAAACUCCAACAACGCAACAUUCGACUCCACAGACCUAAACAGAUCAGUUCCCGAACUGAGAAGCCGAAACCAACAGAACAGUUUUAGGGAAGCAAUAGUAGACCGAUUAAUAUCUUUUCGAGUUCGGAUGCAGCAAAGUAGAAUUAACAGCAUAGAAAGGGCUUUAGAUAAUCAGAGAAGAAUCUCUGACGCUAUUUCUGCCCCAACGAAUUCUAAUUCCAGGGAUUUGUUAUCCAGAAGAUCGUCUCCCUACAAUAGACAUUUGCCAUUCGUCACAAAUUCAAGACAUUCUGGGGAAAGAAGUGCUUCCACUCAGAAUAGUUUAAGGCGUACCAAUUCAGAUUUGAGUUCCAGCAGAUCUAUCGAGUCAAUUAUAAGAAGAAAUAUCCGUGCCUCGAAUUCCAACGACAGUCAAAAUUUGCGGCUGUGCCCAGUGAGAAAUAAUUCUACGAAUCAAAGGACAAAUAUUGUAAAUAGUCUCGUGGAUCUCGAAGAAAAUCAACUGCACCUCAGAGAAGGAAAUUCGGGAACUUUUCUUGCAGCUGGUAACGACUCUGCGCUGAGCAUGUUUAAUCCGAACACUCGACGCGAAGCUGUGGCCAAUUUUUUGUCGCAAUUAGAGAUGAACUCCAAUACUUCUAAUAAUAAUAAUAAUAAUAAUAAUAAUAAUAAUAAUAAUAAUAGCAAUAAUAAUAAUAGACCCAACUCUGAUUCUGUGAGAUGAUACCGCAUUGAAUGAACAAACACUGAACGUUUAUUUUAAUCGAUUUUAAAUUCUUUGGUGAAUUUAAAACAUACAUGCAUGACUAAAGGUAAAAUGUUCUAUAAAAUGAACAAUGUUCCUUAAAAAAAA
Belonocnema kinseyi is the source of this 3329-nucleotide messenger RNA. RefSeq names its product probable serine/threonine-protein kinase tsuA. The transcript has 8 exons. Gene Ontology annotation, biological process: protein phosphorylation. The record is from RefSeq and is a predicted model, not a curated record. NCBI's taxonomy places the organism in Eukaryota, Metazoa, Arthropoda, Insecta, Hymenoptera, Cynipidae. The coding region runs from base 78 to 3200 and encodes 1040 amino acids. Gene Ontology annotation, molecular function: protein kinase activity; ATP binding.